CUGAAAAACGAAGGAAGACGUCACUUGGUAACCGCUGUGUUUGUAGCAACCGAAUGCCUUUGUCGAGGAAUGAAUUCGCGAAAAUAAUUUCGUCUCUGAAUAUGAAUCCCGAGCAAGAAAAUCAACUUGUCGAAAACCUAAACAGCAAUCUGCCAGUAAAAACCAGCGAUGUAUAUGCUGUGGACCAAAAUCUACCAAAACGGUUCAACAACCCCGACUGCUUUCAGGGAUACAGUAAGAAGGUUAUCAAUCCAUUGUAUCGGACGACCAACCAAGCCUACGGGAGCAAGAAACCAACUGUCCACGAGAUGCCAACUGCGUUUCAUGGGGAUAACCGCAAGUUCAGCGAGCCGAUGCUGAAGAUGGGCAUGUACAGAGACACCUGCCUGAACACCAGGUUGGACACAAGCCGAGUCAUGCUGCCCAGCGCCAACAUCGAGUCCCAGGACAGAAUGCGAUUCCACCAAGUUCAUCUCCACAGCAGAGGUGGCCAGUGAACAAUUAAUGCAAAUGCAAUACAUGAAAAACGCCACUCUCCUCUUCGGACACUAGCAGAUCGGUGCUGUCAAUCACUGUCUUCGGACCAAAUCUUAUGGAAUGGAAUAUGUGAUUAUGUAGUAUUCUCAUUUUAUCUGAAAAGGCUUAAAUCCCACGAAAAGACCUGUGGUCUGAACUGGGUUAUGAAGCGGGGGUAUCCCAAGAAUAUUAAUGAUUGUGAAAAGUUUGGCAUGGGGGAACGGUCGAAAAUCCCUCCAAAUGUGUUCUCUAGCCUUAUAAAUUAUAGGAAAUGACUCAUGGCUGUCAUCUUUGCCACAGGUGUUUGCACAAAGCAUUAAACCAGGGGUGUCAAUAUUUUUUUAAUUUGAUGAAAAAUGUAUCAGUUUGGUUGAUUCCAUUGAUUCACUACUGAAGUACACUGCUUUACACAUGUUGGAAAAUAAAGCUUAUGUCAGUAACUAUAA
This is a messenger RNA of Conger conger (European conger), 962 nucleotides long. It is a transcript of the gene pierce1, whose product is annotated as piercer of microtubule wall 1. NCBI's taxonomy places the organism in Eukaryota, Metazoa, Chordata, Actinopteri, Anguilliformes, Congridae. The transcript is spliced from 3 exons. The record is from RefSeq and is a predicted model, not a curated record. Gene Ontology annotation, cellular component: axonemal microtubule. Gene Ontology annotation, biological process: axoneme assembly. Bases 54 to 497 code for a protein of 147 amino acids.